CCUGAUGGCUGAGAACUAUUGGGGGGCUGCAGAAGGAGGGAGACAUGUCUGAAAACACUCAGAAAGUUAGUUUCACUUUUUCCCAUUUGGGAGGAGCUCUCCCUGGGUGAUUGUACACACUUCCUGCUCAGGACUGGGCAGCCACAGUAGAUGCAGGCUGGGGACACAGGAGGGCUACAAGCCCAGAAAGGGCCCAAGGCAAGACGAUGGCCAAUGGAGGCACUGAACUCAGCACCAGAAGAUGAGAACAUACAAAACAAGCAUAUCAAUGACAUUGCAUUCACAUACUUCAAAAAAUAUAAGGUGGAAAUUUCAGGCGCAAUAACAACAACAUUUCCUUUCCUUGAACUUAUCCGGGACCGUGGAUUCAUCACCAAUGAAAUGUAUGAAAAAUCUCAAGAAUCUUUUAAAAAACGGUUUUCUGUACAUGAAGUCAUAUAUGAUAUUCUCAGUGAACUGGAGAAGAAAUUUGACAUGUCCGUUCUGCGAGCACUGUUCAGCAAUAUCAUCAUAAAUAAAUACCCUGAUUUACUUCGCAUUUAUAAAAUAUUCUACAAAGUGAUACCAGACAUAAAGUCCUUCCUAGAGAGUGAUAAAGAAGAAAAUGAGGAGAGGCUUAAUAACCAACUAAGCCUGGAACAAGGAACUGGUGGUAAUUCAUAUCAAAGGCCGAUAUGGUUAGGCCCAGAUGCCACAAAUUACAAUGGUACAGCCCUACCUGAACAUGGACUCUCAGAGCACUGCUGUGAAACACAAGAGAUAAAUGUGAAUGAAACAAGCACAACCACUGACAACAAUAAUGCACUAGAAAACCAACAAGGAAAUGAAAAAUGUGCUCAAGAGUCUGAGCAGGAAGGAGCAGAGCUACUCCACCAUGGAAACAAAACCAGUUCCUGCUCUUUAGACCUGGUGGAUAUAAAGAAGAAAAUGCCAUUUUUAUAUUCAGGUGUUGAAUGUGAAGCCCAAGCAAGGACUGGCUGUAACCAGGCUUCUAUCAGUAUAGAGAUCAACAGUGAGGACUCCAGAGAAUCCAGUGAUGGAGGUGAGCCCCCUGAAGCUUCCACCUCAGCAUUGAAAAGGGAGCCAGGUACUGUGGAUUUUGGAAACAACUCCAUUUCAGAAAAAGUCAAGAAGAGAAGAAGGACAAAAAUGCGCACAGAUGAGACUGUGGAUUUUAAGGCUGAAAUACUUCCUCUGACCUGUGGGGUGAUGGUGGGCAUGUUAAUUAAGAGAAAAUUGAAACGAGGAGCCACGGUGAAGUGCAUAAGGAGAGAGGAUGGAAAUUGGUUCACCCCAAGGGAAUUUGAAGUUGCAGGAGGCUAUGAAAAAUCAAGUAACUGGAAGAACAGUGUGUGCUGUGGUGGGAGAACCCUAAAAUGGAUGAUACAGCAAGGAUAUCUACUUAAACCUCCACGUGGCGUGAAGAAAAAGCUGAAAAAAGCAGAGAAAUGCAAGAUCUGUGGGGAUGAAGGAAAGCUCUUCAACUGCAGCUGGUGUUUCAGCUUCUUUCAUGGGGACUGUCACAUCCCACCUGUGGACUCUAAGAGGAACAAUUGGAAAUGUACCUUCUGCAAAAUAAAAAUGUCUUCACGAAGUCAGCAGCAAGCCAGUGAAUCUGAGGUCCUGGCAAGACCGAUGAGGCCUGAAGAGAAGAUGAAAUGUGAAUUCCUACUCCUAAAGGCCUAUUGCCAUUUCGAGGGCAACGUUUUUCCGAAUAUUCCACAUGAAAAUUAUGUUCAAAAGGCUUCUCAAUGCCUAGAGACACUUAGGAGAUUGGAUGAAAUCAAGAAUAGUCUAAAUGAUGGAUGUUAUGCCCAAGUUGAGGGGUUUGUGCUUGAUAUGAACAACAUCUAUCAAGAUCCUAAGCACAAUGACUCAGACCUAACAGAAGAGGAAUUUAAGAAGAAUUUCAAAAAAGUCUUUGCUAUUCAGUAAACAAAUCAGAACAGUUCACUAGUGUAGUGGAUGCUGUUGAUACCCUGGAAAAUCUCGCUUUCAGGCAUAUUUCUCAUCCCUGCUGUUAUGUGUAUUGAUUGCUUAUGCCAUCUCUCCCCAGUGUAUUUCUUUGGGCCAAAUGGAGGCAUAUUCACCUGAAGGUUAAAUCUCUUUGUCCUGGGGGCUGGUUCCCAGCACCAAAGAUGAACCAACCAUGUGGAGUGAUUCAUGUUCCUGUGCUCCUCAGGGAAUCAGGCUAGAGCUGGUCUCCAGCUAUGACCACAUCCUUGCUUAGCAUUUCCCAGCACAGUGUCCUGCCUUCCUUAUCCCUUUUCCUCUGGAGAAAAUUCUCACAAUAAAUCACUGACUAAAGAGUCUUUGUCUCAGGCUU
This is a messenger RNA of Myotis daubentonii (Daubenton's bat), 2326 nucleotides long. Its product is annotated as nuclear body protein SP140-like protein. Lineage: Eukaryota; Metazoa; Chordata; Mammalia; Chiroptera; Vespertilionidae. Gene Ontology annotation, cellular component: nucleus. The record is from RefSeq and is a predicted model, not a curated record. Gene Ontology annotation, molecular function: protein binding; DNA-binding transcription factor activity, RNA polymerase II-specific; DNA binding. Gene Ontology annotation, biological process: regulation of transcription by RNA polymerase II.